AUGAGUCCUCCAAAACAAACAAAAUUAAUGAAGCUCGUUUGCAAAAAUUCACAGCAAAUACGGUCACGUUUUACAAACUCGACCUGGAUUAAAAAAGAUCCUCAAUCAAAUAAAAAACAAUUGGUUAUAAGUAAAGUUGGAGAAAAAUUUCGAAAAAAAUUAACAAAAUUAAGUGUUGAAAAAGAGUGGGGCUUAGUUCGGAGGGAAUGGAGAGUGACAAACGAAGUUCCAUUGGAUAAACGUCGUACACAAUGCUUAUGUGGGAAACCAAAUUUAAUAAAUGUAACAAAUCUAAAAAAUAUCAAAAAUGAUAUUAUUGUCACAGCUGGGAACUGUUGUAUAGAACAACUUAAGUGGUAA
Adineta steineri is the source of this 360-nucleotide messenger RNA. The record is from the annotation of a GenBank genome assembly. Lineage: Eukaryota; Metazoa; Rotifera; Eurotatoria; Adinetida; Adinetidae.